AUGCGUGAAAUAGUCCAUAUCCAAGCUGGUCAAUGCGGUAACCAAAUUGGUUCUAAAUUUUGGGAAGUUAUUUCGGACGAACAUGGAAUUGAUCCAACUGGUACAUAUCAUGGUGAUUCUGAUCUUCAACUUGAACGUAUCAACGUCUAUUACAAUGAAGCAGCUGGUGGCAAAUAUGUUCCUCGUGCUGUUCUUGUUGAUCUUGAACCAGGCACAAUGGAUUCAGUUCGUAGUGGCCCAUUUGGUCAACUCUUUCGACCUGAUAAUUUUGUCUUCGGUCAAUCUGGUGCUGGUAACAAUUGGGCAAAAGGUCAUUAUACAGAAGGUGCUGAAUUAGUCGAUUCAGUCUUGGAUGUUACUGAUGUAUCUAAUAAUUAUAUUUUAUUAAUUGCUCCACCUGAACGCGGUCAUUUAAAUCCAAUUCUCGAAUUAGCUAAACAAUUAACAUUUAAUGGAACUGAUAAUGAUACUGAAAUACUUGUUAGUGUACCGUCCUAUGCUGAUGUUAAUGUUUCAUCAUGGGUAACUGAUGAAGGUCUUAAUUAUAUUGAUGGUGGUAUUACAUAUGAUGUUACUCUUGAUGAUAUGCAUCAAUUUUCAUUAAUGGAUUCACAACCAUUAAGAAAUUAUCUCAGUUUUGUAUCUCGUAUGGCUCAUCUUUUUCAUAGUUUUAAUCGUGUUGCUUAUGAAACACUUCUUCCAUUACUUCGUAAAAAACAUGCUAAACCUCGUGUAAUUAUUUUCGAUUUAAAUAUGUUAUGGGCGAUUGAUUUAGCUGAACAACUUGGUUCCAUACCAGCUAUUGUUGUUUGUCCAUUUCUUAUUGAUGCACUUAAUUUACCAAGUAUGACACCACGUUGGCAUACACCAUCAUAUAUUGUUCCUUAUUCAUCAUCGACUUUUAUUGGUCGUAUUCAAUUAUUUUUUUAUCGUUCAUUAAUAAUACCAUAUCAAACAUAUUUUAUAUUUUCUCGUAUUUAUGAACGAAAUUUUGAUUAUGAAUAUUUAAUUAAAAAACAUUAUCUUAGUGUAUUCGUUAGUACAGCAUCACCAUUUGAAAUUUCACGUGCAGUUAUUAAUCCUGCUAUUCAUUUCUUAGGUCCAUUUGUAUAUCAAUAUCGUUUACAACCAAUUAAUCCUGAUUUACUUGUAUGGCUUAAUGAUAUUGUUCAACAAAAUGAUACACUUAUCUAUAUAAGUUUAGGUUCAAUUGGUCUUCUUACACAAGAACAAUCAAAUAAACUUAUUUAUGCUUUUAUGAAAUUAAUAGAAACAAAAAAUUCUUCUCAAAUACGUGUUUUAUGGGCUCGUGGUAAUACUUUAACAAGUAAUGAUAGUCGAUUUCGUCUUGAAGGUUUUGUACCACAAAAAACAAUCUUAUCACAUCCAGCUAUGCAACAAGAGCGUUCAAUUUAUAUAAAUCAUUGUGGUAUGAGUUCAAUGCAUGAAUCAAUUGUGUUUGGUAUUCCACAUAUUGCAUUUCCACUUUUUCUUGAUCAAUAUCAAGUUGCUAAACGUAGUGUAGAAUUACAUAUGGGUUUAUAUAUUGAUAAAAAUAAUUUUACAUCAAAUGAAUUAGUUGAAAAAAUUCUUUUAAUAUUAAAUAAUCCACAUAUAUAUCGUCGUAAUACAAAAAAAAUAGCAGAUUCAUUUCGUAUAUAUGGUGAUGGUUUAAAACGUGCUCAAAAUAUCAUUGAAUAUAUGAGUAAAUAUGGACGUGAUUUACAAAAACAAAUAGUAUCAUAUGAUAGUCAGAUGAAUUGGAUGGAAAAAUAUUCAUUAGAUAUUCUCAUUUGUUUUCUUUUGAUUAUUUUCAUUCUAUUUGUAUUCAUACGAAUAAUAUGGAAAAUAUUAAUAUUAAUUCGAAAAGAAAAAAAAGAAUAA
Messenger RNA from Rotaria sp. Silwood1, 1884 nucleotides. Lineage: Eukaryota; Metazoa; Rotifera; Eurotatoria; Philodinida; Philodinidae. The record is from the annotation of a GenBank genome assembly.